AUGGCGUACGCAGCUCUCUACAUCCUCAAGCUUGGAUAUGGAAGUUUUAGGGCAAUAUUCGCAUAUGAUGGAGUCACCAACAAGCUCAAGCUGGCUGACUCAGGAGCGGGUGGUGUGGCAGAACUGGCCGGCAAAUUUCACAUCUCCAAGCCUCAAUACGGACUGUGCAAAGUGGGAAGUGUGGAGACAGGAGGCCCCCGGAUUGCUAUGAUCAACUGGGUCGGUCAAAAUGUGGAUGACUUCCGAAGGACAGAAUGUGCCAGCCACAUUCCAGCUAUCAAAAACUUUUUCAAGGAAGCUCAUGUGUUCAUCAGUGCAGAGAAAGUGGAGGAUGUGACAGAGGAGAAUAUACAAGCUGAGCUCAACAAGGUCCAGGCCAAUGCUCCCACCCAGUGGGCGAGAAGGAGCUCCAGGUCGGCUGACAAAGAGGACUUAGUGGGUACCAACUACAGGAAAACUAAUGCUGCCAUGGAGAUGAGACGUAUAAACAGAGACUCCUUCUGGGCCCGUGCAGAGCGUGAAGAGGAAGAGAGGAAAGACGAUGAUAAGAGACGAGCAGCAGAGGAGAGACGCCGCAUUGAAAGAGAAAGAGUUUUAAAAGAGAGGACGGAUGCAGAUGAGAGAGACAAGAGGAUGAAUGAGAAGCUACAGAUGAUUGAGGAGCAAAGGAGAAAACGGGCAGAGCAAGAAGAAGAGCUAGGCAAAAAGGAGAAAUUAAAAUGGGAGCAUCAGCAGAGGGAGCAUUUCGAUGACAUGAGGGCUCGUCUGAGAAGGAGUGAGUCCAUAGAAAAAGCAGCAGAGGCAGCAGAAUUAGUGUCCCAGCGCUCCAUGAACCCCAGGGAGUUCUUCAGGCAGCUCUCAUCAUCAUCAUCCACACAGAGUCCCACCAGCCCUGGAUCCUCCCGCUCUGGCAAACCCUUCAGAAGAUACCAGCGCAGCCUGACAGACACAGCCUUCAUCUUCACUAAAGCAGAGGACAGCACGUCUUCCUCCCCUUACAGCUCACCCCUGGUCUCCCCAUUCUCUCGGGCUGCUACCUCCCCCAUCUAUCGUGCCACCUCUCCCCCUACAAGCCCUAAUUUCCGCCCUGUCACCUCUUCACUAAGGCCCAGAGCCCCCAUGUCACCGCCUACAUCACCCCUUCGCCCGGCCCCUCCGGUCUCGGCCCUGCCCAGCGUUCCACAAAGUAAAAACCAAAUUCAGGCUGUUGUUGAGCCCAGACCUCCAUCACCCACAGAACCCUCUGCACCUCCUGCUUCCCCUGAUCUCUUGGCUUCAUUGUCCUCCUGUUUAGUUAGAAACAAACCCUCCCACUCCCAUGCAGACGCCCUCCCUUCCUCCCCCCCAAACACCCCAAACCAGCCCGAGGACUCAGCUUUCUGCUUCGAGCCUGCUCCUGUUCCAGAGAGAAUCACAGAACCCAUUGGUCUGCUGGUCAUCAUCCAAAGUUAA
This is a messenger RNA of Notothenia coriiceps (black rockcod), 1452 nucleotides long. Its product is annotated as drebrin-like. Gene Ontology annotation, biological process: regulation of actin filament polymerization; positive regulation of dendritic spine morphogenesis; neuron projection morphogenesis. Gene Ontology annotation, molecular function: actin filament binding. The coding region runs from base 1 to 1452 and encodes 483 amino acids. Gene Ontology annotation, cellular component: site of polarized growth; postsynaptic membrane; dendrite. NCBI's taxonomy places the organism in Eukaryota, Metazoa, Chordata, Actinopteri, Perciformes, Nototheniidae. The transcript is spliced from 12 exons. The record is from RefSeq and is a predicted model, not a curated record.